This is a messenger RNA of Ctenopharyngodon idella (grass carp), 1376 nucleotides long. RefSeq names its product collagen triple helix repeat containing 1a (gene cthrc1a). The record is from RefSeq and is a predicted model, not a curated record. The transcript has 4 exons. Lineage: Eukaryota; Metazoa; Chordata; Actinopteri; Cypriniformes; Xenocyprididae. The coding region runs from base 90 to 788 and encodes 232 amino acids.
GAGUUUCCUUCUCUUAGAAAACAGUUAUUAGUUGGCAACAGUUGGAUCAGAGCAAGCGCGCACACACUGUAAACCUCUGCAGUUUAGCAAUGAUGGGUAAAAUACUGGCUCAGCUUCUCAUUUGCUUUUGGAUAACUUUGCCAUUCUGUGUCACCGAAAAAGCUAAAGAAAGGAGUGCCCGGCAAAGAGACGCGGAGUUUACUGACAAGUACCAGACAUGCAUGCAGGGUGUACCUGGAGUGCAAGGCAGGGAUGGGAACCCGGGGAUAAAUGGCAUUCCAGGAACACCGGGAAUCCCUGGGAGAGAUGGACUUAAAGGCGAGAAGGGAGAGUGUGUGACAGAGAGGUUUGAGGAUCCCUGGAAACCUAACUUCAAACAGUGUGCUUGGAAUUCUUUAAACUACGGCAUUGAUCUGGGCAAAAUAGCUGAGUGCACAUUCACCAAGCUACGUCCAGACAGUGCUCUGCGUGUGCUGUUCAGCGGUUCACUCCGACUUAAGUGUAAGACGGCCUGCUGUCAGCGCUGGUACUUCACCUUUAAUGGGGCAGAAUGCAUUGGACCGUUACCCAUAGAAUCCAUCAUUUACCUGGACCAGGGCAGCCCUGAACUCAACUCCACCAUAAACAUACACAGGACGUCCACAGUUGAGGGACUCUGUGAAGGGAUCCAGGCUGGUCUGGUGGAUGUUGGGAUAUGGGUGGGCACUUGUGCCGACUACCCUCGGGGUGAUGCAUCUACAGGAUGGAACUCUGUAUCCAGGGUGAUCAUUGAAGAGCUUCCAAAAUGAGCAUUCCAUCUAACUGAUCACUGUCGUCGUCACCAUAGCAAUAGAAGACAGCGACAUCAUGUUCCUUUCACAGAAAGGACCUUCCUCAUAGAAAUGGGACAAAUUAAAGCUAAUAGUGUUGCUUUGAGUCUGUGCAACUCUCAUGUUGUAUAAGAUUAUUAUUCUCCAGCUCAGUUAAGAGGGAUUCAGUAUGCUCAAUUUAGUACAGAUAUUUAGAGAGAAAUAAGCAUCAUGUUAGUACUAUGGUUCUUUGGACAAUACCAUGAUGAAAAUUUGAAUGAUGUAAAAGUACCUUGUACUAUGUAAAUAUCAUGGUAAAUGAAUAUGGUAAUGAAACAGUACCAUGUUGUUACCCUUAGAUGUCAUCACUGUACCAUGUUAUUGUCAUAGUACUUUUUUUUACGUAGAGUCCAACAAAGAUGAUCUUUGCUUUGCUAAUAUUUAUUUAGUGGUUUUUCUUUAUGCCUGGAUGACUAGAACUCAACAUAUUUUUGUAUCCAUUGUGUUUUUUUUUUAUUACCAAAAACUAUGAAGAAAAGUCAGGGUCUUGUUUCAUCUCACAAAUAAAAAAUGUAAUGUGGAAACAAA